Messenger RNA from Helianthus annuus (common sunflower), 3836 nucleotides. RefSeq lists its product as uncharacterized. The coding region runs from base 277 to 3627 and encodes 1116 amino acids. The transcript is spliced from 9 exons. The record is from RefSeq and is a predicted model, not a curated record. Lineage: Eukaryota; Viridiplantae; Streptophyta; Magnoliopsida; Asterales; Asteraceae.
CCUCCGUGUUACCGUGCACCCAUGCUGAAGCCACACAAGCUCUCACAGCCUUUCUCUCUCCACAUACAAACAAUAUAUACGCACACAACUAAAUCUCAUCGAAAUUCCAUUCGCCUCUUUCUCGCUCUCUAAAUUCUCACAGAUCCUUCAAAUUCAUCAGAUUGUUGAAUUCAUACGAAAUCUGUGAACAACUUUUUAUUUUAAUCGAAAACUGUUAUCGCUUAAUGGAGAAUUUGAUGACGCAAUCGGUGAAUGUGAGAGGUUGAUUGGAAAGCGAUGCCGGAAUUAGCGUCGGAUUGUCGGUUUAGUGACGGCGAUACGACGACGUCUUAUGGAUCUGUAUCAUUGAGUGGAUUUUGGUCCAAGCAUCGCGAUGACGUUAGCUGCAAUCAACUCCAGAAGUUCUGGAGCGAGCUAUCACCACAAGCACGGCAGGAGCUUUUAAGAGUUGAUAAACAAACUCUUUUCGAACAAGCUCGAAAAAAUCUGUACUGCUCCAGAUGCAAUGGGUUGCUUCUAGAAGGUUUCUUGCAAAUUGUCAUGUAUGGAAAGUCUUUGCAGCAGGAUGGAGUAGUUGGUCAGACUCCUUGCAACGGACGCAGGACCUCAAAAACUAGAAUUAUUGAAGAUUCUUGCUUGACAUCCAUGUGUGAUGAUGACAUUCAAGAUCCAUCUGUACAUCCUUGGGGAGGUCUCACCACUACUCGUGACGGAACACUUACUCUCCUCGAUUGCUAUUUAUAUUCAAAAUCUCUUAAAGGCCUUCAAAAUGUCUUUGGCAGUGCUAGAGCAAGAGAACGGGAGCGUGAGUUACUUUAUCCUGAUGCAUGUGGGGGUGGAGGUCGCGGGUGGAUUAGUCAAGGAAUGGUGGGGUAUGGUAGAAGUCAUGGGAGCCGCGAAACAUGUGCCUUGCAUACUGCCAGACUUUCUGUUGACACUUUGGUUGACUUUUGGUCUGCACUUGGAGAAGAGACGCGACAUUCUCUUCUCAAGAUGAAGGAGGAGGAUUUUAUGGAACGCCUAAUGUAUAGGUUUGAUAGCAAGAGGUUUUGUAGAGACUGCAGAAAAAACGUAAUUCGUGAGUUCAAGGAGCUGAAAGAAUUAAAACGCACGAGAAGAGAAGCUCGCUGCACAAGUUGGUUCUGUGCGGCUGAUACAAGCUUCCAAUAUGAGGUAACUCGAGAUACAAUCCAGGCUGAUUGGCAUCGAAACUAUGCUGACUCAGCAGGAACUUAUCACCACUACGAAUGGGCUGUGGGAACUGGAGAAGGAAAAUCCGAUAUACGAGAUUUUGAAAACGUUGGUUUAAAAGUACGGGCUCAAGUGAAUGGUCUAGACCUCACAGGUUUAAAUUCCUGCUAUAUCACCCUAAGGGCAUGGAAAAAGGAUGGACGCUGCAAUGAACUUUCAGUCAAAGCUCAUGCGUUGAAGGGUCAACAAUGUGUACAUUGCAGACUACUUGUUGGUGAUGGUUUUGUCACAAUCACUAGAGGAGAAGGCAUUAGAAGGUUCUUCGAGCAUGCAGAAGAGGCUGAAGAAGAAGAGGAUGAUGAUUCAAUGGACAAUGACGGGAAUGAACUUGAUGGAGAGUGCUCUCGUCCUCAAAAACACGCAAAAAGUCCUGAACUUGCUCGGGAGUUUCUUUUAGAUGCCGCUACUGUUAUUUUUAAGGAACAGGUUGAAAAGGCUUUCAGAGAAGGCACUGCACGUCAAAAUGCACAUAGCAUUUUUGUAUCUCUUGCACUAAAAUUGUUGGAAGAACGUGUGCUUGUCGCGUGCAAGGAUAUCAUUACUUUGGAAAAACAGUUUAAACUUCUUGAAGAAGAAGAGAAGGAAAAACGUGAAGAAGAAGAACGGAAGGAGCGAAGAAGGGCGAAAGAAAAAGAAAAGAAACUCCGUAGGAAAGAGAGAUUAAAAAACAAGUCAAAAGAAAGAGAGAAUAGUCAAAGUAAUCAACUUCCUGCUAUUUCCAGCAACGCCCUUGAGGAGGAACUAACAACGAGCAUCGAUGAUGAGUCAAAUGCCAGUGAUACCAUAAAUUCUCUAUGCAAAACAGAAGAAGAUAUUCAUAUUCAAGAUACCGUGUCAUCUAUGCCUGUAUCUGAAGAUUAUAUUCAGGAAGAUCAAAAUAUAACCGAUGAUGUCUCAUAUGCAAGUGAUCACUCAAAACAUCCUCGUAGGAAACCUAAAUUAUUCUGGGACCAAUCGUCAAAAUGGUCUGAUAGAGGGCGGUUCGCGGUGGUCUCUGAAAGUGGGGGUAUGGUAAGCAAAACCGACCCCAGGGUUCAUAAUGAUGGUUUUAGAGUAAACCGGCCCCUAAGAAGCAAUAACCUCCGGGCUAAUGUAAGGUCUAACGGGUCAAGGUACAGUGAGAGAUUGUAUUGUUCUCAUAACAGGUCAAAUGACAGAUAUGACCCUCAGGCUUGCAGUUGUUACCAACAAAACGACUAUACGGAUGUCUCGAAGCCAUAUCAUCGUGGAAACAAGUACAACAAUCAAACAGAGCAUGUUAAAAAUGUUAAAACUCACGUGUCGAGUGCAAAGAAAACAUGGGAACCUAUGGAAACACAAAAGAGAUACGCUCCGAAAAGCAUUUUGGAUUCACCAGUGAAAUUCAAACCUAUUGACCAGUCAAACGGGACGAAUUCAGUGGCAACAAAUCACGAGCACAAUGAUUUAAAGGAAUCAAAUAACAAAAUAGAUAUCGAAGCCGAUACAAUAGGUGGGACUACAGAUCUAUGCACGAGUAGUAAUUCCAAUUCCGAUAGUUCAUCAUGUCUCAGUGAAGGAGAUGGAAGUACCUCGUUUUCUUCCAACACCCAAAAUCCCGAAUCGUCAUCCACAUCAGAUUCGGAAGAUGCUAGUCAGCAUUCUGAGUUAGUUAAAGAAACACCGUUUCCUGAAAAACGGGAUACAAAGGAAGAUGAGAAAGACGAGAUGCCAACAAAAGUGUCUUCGUGCGAAUUACCGUCACAAACUGCACAAUUCAAUGAAAAUAAAGUGAAAAACGAUGUUACAGAGAAUAUCAUUCCACCUCCGUUGCAUGCUCCAGGCAUCCAUUUCCCCAUGUUUCAAGCUCCGUCUAUGGGUUAUUACCAUCAAGGUCCGGUUCCUUGGGUUGCGGGCCUUGCAGCCAACGGGUUAAUGCCGCUGCAUCAUCCGAACCCCUAUUUGUUCCCAAGCCCGUUUGGGUAUGGUUUGAAUGGGAGUUCACAUUUCCUUCAGUAUGGUGUAGGUAACCUUCAACCGCUGGGUCCACCAUUGGUUAACCACGGUCAACCACCAAUGUACCAACCGGUUCCACAAGUCAAUGGUAUCAACAUGAAGGUUCAUGACCAUGCCAACGUUCUGGGUCUACAAAAAGUUGAGAAAAAUGACGAAAAGCUAAGAGAUGAGAAUGUUGUUGACAAAACCCGAAAGGACAAGGAUAAUACGGGGUUUUCCCUUUUCCAUUUUGGCGGGCCUGUAGCUCUUGCUAACGGGUCAGUUGAGAUUGACGGGAGUCUUCCUCCAAAGGCGUUAGGAGACACCAUUGAAGGCGGUGGUCGUGCUUGUGCAAAAGAUGCUGUUGAAGUGGAAGAAUAUAACUUAUUUGCAGCAAGCAAUGGGAUACGAUUUUCGUUCUAAUAUCAUGUCGGAAAUCGUUGGUUUUUUAUUCGUGAUCGCAAUAAACCUCAAGAAUGUUUGAUGUGCUAGUUUGAUUGGUUGCAUUUUCGUUGGAUUUUUCUCAUGUAAAGAAAGAUAUAUAGAGUUUGAGUUGUUUGAUGGGUGCUUGUAUGAGGUUUGUUCUUUUCAUAUAGCAAUGGAGCAUUUGCUUCAUAUUUUAUUGUGCGUUA